Molecule: messenger RNA, 5181 nt
Organism: Penicillium argentinense
Lineage: Eukaryota; Fungi; Ascomycota; Eurotiomycetes; Eurotiales; Aspergillaceae
Product: DNA-directed RNA polymerase II subunit RPB1
Exons: 4
Coding region: 1-5181 (1726 amino acids)
Biological process (GO): transcription by RNA polymerase II
Cellular component (GO): RNA polymerase II, core complex
Molecular function (GO): DNA binding
Source: RefSeq, a predicted model, not a curated record
AUGUCGAACGUUUUCUUCCCAUACUCCAAGGCGCCUUUGCGCACCAUCAAGGAGAUCCAAUUCGGUCUCUUCUCCCCGGAGGAGAUCAAGCGCAUGAGUGUGGUUGCUAUCGAAUACCCCGAGACAAUGGAUGAAAGUCGUUCACGGCCACGAACCAAAGGCCCGAAUGACCCGCGCCUCGGAACCAUCAAUCGCAAGUUCAAUUGCGAAACUUGUGAAGAGGGCCCGAAAGAGUGUCCCGGACACUUCGGCCAUAUCGAGCUCGCAGCUCCCGUGUUCCACAUUGGUUUUGUGACCAAAAUCAAGAAGUUACUCGAGACAGUGUGCCACAAUUGUGGAAUGAUCAAGGCCAACAGGUCUGAUAUGAAGUUCAAAGAAGCCCUCCGCAUGCGAGAUCCCAAGCGACGAUUCGAUCACAUCUGGCGACUCUCCAAGGAUGUCAACAUUUGCGCAGCUGACCCUACUCCCGAAGACGAUGACCAUCCUGACGAGAAGGGCAAGGACAAGGAUAAGGAAGUGUACCUCCACGGUGGCUGCGGUAAUGCGCAGCCUACAGUUCGUCGCGAGGGAAUCACACUUGUGGGCACAUGGAAGCCUACCAAGGCCAUGGAAGAAGAGGGCGCGCAGCCGGAAAAAAAGGUUAUCACCCCUGCGAUGGCGUUGAUCAUCUUCCGGAACAUUUCUUACGAGGAUGUUCGCGUCAUGGGUUUGAGCAAUGACUACUCCCGUCCCGAGUGGAUGAUCCUCACAGUUCUCCCCGUCCCGCCCCCGGCUGUCCGACCGAGUGUUCAAAUGGGAUCGAACGGCAUGCAAAGCGAGGACGAUCUGACUUACAAGCUGGCUGAAAUUGUCCGCGCCAACCAGAAUGUUCAACGCUGUGAGCAGGAGGGUGCCCCAGAGCAUGUUACUCGUGAAUUUGAGUCUCUACUGCAAUACCACAUCGCCACAUACAUGGACAAUGACAUUGCUGGACAACCGAAGGCCGUGCAGAAGAGCAACCGCCCCGUCAAGGCUUUGCGAAGCCGUCUCAAGGGCAAAGAAGGCCGCCUGCGACAGAACUUGAUGGGUAAGCGUGUCGACUUUUCUGCCCGUACCGUUAUCACUGGUGAUCCCAAUUUAUCUCUCGAUGAAGUUGGUGUACCCGUGAGCACAGCCAGGAUCUUGACGUACCCGGAGGUGGUCACCCCGUACAACAUUGAAAAGAUGCAGGCUUUGGUAUCGAAUGGGCCUUUUGUUCACCCCGGUGCACGAUACAUCGUUCGAGACACGGGCGAGCGCAUUGAUCUUCGCAAUUCCAAGCGCGCUAUUUCCACGCAGCUUUAUUACGGCUGGAAAGUGGAACGUCACCUUUUGGAUGGCGAUGUUAUUCUGUUUAACCGUCAACCAUCGCUUCACAAGGAAUCAAUGAUGGCUCACAGGGUCCGUGUGAUGCCUUACUCGACCUUCCGACUCAACCUGUCGGUUACCACUCCUUACAACGCCGAUUUCGAUGGUGACGAAAUGAACUUGCACGUUCCACAGGGCGAAGAAUCUCGCGCAGAGCUCACAGAGCUUGCUCUUGUUCCCAAGAACAUUGUGUCUCCCCAGCGUAACGGCCCUCUCAUGGGUAUCGUGCAGGACACUCUGUGCGGCAUUUACAAGAUUUGCCGGCGGGACACUUUCCUUACAAAGGAACAAGUGAUGAAUAUCUUGCUUUGGGUUCCCAACUGGGACGGCACUAUGCCUCCACCUGCUAUUUUGAAGCCUCGUCCUCGCUGGACCGGAAAGCAAUUGAUUAGCAUGGCCUUCCCCGCAGGGCUCAACCUGAUGCGUGUCGAUAAGGACGGCUCCCCACGCUCCGAGAAAUUUAGUCCUCUUAAUGAUGGCGGACUGCUGAUUCAUGGCGGCCAGCUGCUGUACGGCAUGCUUUCUAAGAAGACAGUCGGUGCAAGUGGCGGCGGUGUCAUCCACACCAUCUUCAACGAGUGGGGCUGUGACGAGGCGGUGCGAUUUUUCAAUGGUGCGCAGACUAUUGUCAACUACUGGCUACUCCACCACGGAUUCAGUAUCGGCAUCGGUGACACGAUUCCUGAUCUUAACACCAUUGAGAAAAUUGAGGAAGCUGUUCGCGAGCGCAAAAACGAGGUCGAAGAGAUCACUGCCAGUGCUACGGCGAACACUCUUGAGGCCUUGCCUGGUAUGAACGUCCGUGAGACAUUUGAGAGCAAGGUUUCUCGUGCGCUCAACAAUGCCCGUGAUGAGGCUGGUGCUGCAACCGAGAAGAGUUUGAAGGAUUUGAAUAACGCUAUCCAAAUGGCUCGAUCUGGCUCCAAGGGAUCUACUAUCAACAUUUCUCAAAUGACCGCAGUUGUGGGACAACAAUCAGUGGAAGGAAAGCGUAUUCCAUUUGGUUUCAAAUACCGCACGCUGCCGCAUUUCACCAAGGAUGACUACUCUCCGGAAUCCCGUGGCUUUGUGGAGAACUCUUAUCUUCGUGGUCUUACCCCCACCGAGUUUUUCUUCCACGCCAUGGCUGGUCGCGAAGGUCUGAUUGAUACUGCCGUGAAGACUGCCGAGACUGGUUAUAUCCAGCGUAAGCUGGUGAAAGCACUUGAAGAAGUUAUGGUCAAGUAUGACGGUACUGUUCGUAACUCCCUCGGCGACGUUAUUCAGUUCAUCUACGGAGAGGAUGGUCUGGAUGGCGCACAUAUCGAGAACCAGCGUGUCGAUAUUAUCGUAUGCUCUGAUGAGAAAAUGCGGGACCGCUUCCGUGUCGAUGUGAUGGAUCCCGAGCAUUCCCUUGGACCGGAGGUAUUGAUGCAAUCCAGUGAGAUCGCUGGUAACAUGGACGUUCAACGGUACCUGGACGAAGAAUGGGAUGCUCUUAUCGAGUCUCGGAACUUCCUUCGAACUGUGGCUAAGGGAGACGAAGAGAUGAUGCAACUGCCUAUCAACGUCACGCGAAUUCUGGAGUCGGCGCGAGCUACUUUCCGUAUCCGCGAGGGUGCAAUCAGUGACUUGCACCCUGCCGAAGUCAUUCCUCAGGUGCAAGGCCUCCUUGAUCGCCUCGUUGUCGUCCGCGGUGAUGAUGUUAUUUCGCAAGAGGCCCAGUACAACGCUACCUUGCUGUUCAAGGCUCAGCUGCGCAGCCGUCUUGCUUUCAAACGACUGGUGACAGAAUAUUCGCUCAACAAACUUGCGUUCCAACACGUUCUCGGUUCCAUCGAGAGCAAGUUCGCGCAUGCGGCAGCUAAUCCCGGUGAGAUGGUUGGUGUUCUCGCUGCCCAGUCUAUUGGUGAGCCCGCUACCCAGAUGACACUGAACACAUUCCACUUUGCUGGUGUCUCGUCCAAGAACGUCACUCUGGGUGUGCCUCGUCUCAAGGAAAUUCUCAACGUGGCCACCAACAUCAAGACACCGUCUAUGACUGUCUACCAAGAGGGCGAUAAGACGUACGAUAAGGAGAGCUCCAAGCAGCUGCGCAGUGUUGUGGAGUACACUAGCCUGCGGUCUGUCACUGAGGCGACCGAAAUCUACUACGAUCCGGAAAUCCAGACUACCGUCAUUGAGAAUGAUCGGGAUAUGGUGGAGUCCUACUUCAUUAUUCCCGAAGACGCUGGUGACAAUGCCUCCCUGCAGUCCAAGUGGCUACUCCGUAUCAUCCUGAGCCGUCCCAAGCUCCUCGACAAGGGUCUGACUGUGCAAGAAGUUGCCGCAAAGAUCAAGCAGGCCUAUCCCCGCGAUAUUGCCGUCAUUUUCAGUGACAACAACGCUGAUGAGCAAGUUAUUCGUAUCCGCCAAAUUCAAGAUCCUAAGGAGGAAGAUGAAGACAUUGAAUACGAUGUGACUCUGAAGAAGUUGGAACAACAUCUGCUGGAUACUUUGACUCUUCGCGGCGUUCCUGGCGUUGAGCGUGCCUUCAUCAACGAGAAGAGCAAGGUCCGCGUCCAGGACGAUGGUACUCUUUACACCAGCAAAUCAGAUCCUCUCUGCAAGGAGUGGGUUCUCGAGACCAGCGGCUCUUCGCUUGCGCCAGUCCUUGCCCUGCCAGGCGUUGACGCUACCCGGACCUACUCCAACCAGUUCAUCGAGAUUUUCGAAGUGUUCGGUAUUGAAGCUGCACGUACCGCCGUGCUUCGAGAAUUGACUCAGGUGCUGGCCUUCGACGGUUCCUAUGUCAACCACCGACACUUGGCCCUCCUGGUCGAUGUCAUGACUGCCCGAGGCUACCUGACUCCGGUUACUCGUCACGGUAUCAACCGUGCCGAUAACGGCGCGCUGAUGCGUUGCUCUUUUGAAGAAACCGUGGAGAUUCUUCUGGAGGCUGCUGCGUUUGGAGAACUUGAUGACUGCCGUGGCGUGUCAGAGAAUUUGAUUCUUGGACAGAUGGCCCCCGCUGGAACGGGAGAGUUUGAUGUUUAUGUGGAUCAGACUUUGCUCAACACAGUUGUAUCCAGCAAAGCUCGCUUCGGGGUUGCUGGAGAAAAGGAUAUGCUCAUGUCUGACGGAGCUGCCACUCAGUAUGAUAGCGCCUCGCCUAUGGCGAGCACGCCUUACCUGGUGGAAGGAGAUGCGGAUGCAAGUUUCUCUCCCAUUCGACAAGCUGGUUCAGAGUCUCCUGGUUUCACCAGUUACCAGCCAUCCGAUCCUCUCAGUGGAUUUAGCCCUGCGGCUCGCAGUCCUGGAGGUUACUCCCCCAGCAGUCCAUUCAACACCAGCCCCACAUCCCCAGGCUUUUCUCCGUCGUCCAGCUAUUCGCCCACGUCGCCUGCGAUGGGUUUGACCUCUCCUGGGUUCGCCAUGACCUCUCCUGGAUUCUCUCCCGCCAGCCCAUCUUUCCAGCCGACCUCUCCGGCGUACUCGCCUACUUCGCCCUACGGCCAGUCGCCCACUUCGCCGUCGUAUUCGCCUACGUCUCCGGGUUUCUCGCCGACGUCGCCCAACUACAGCCCGACGUCGCCCACUUUCGCUAGUCCGACUUCGCCUGGUUUUAGCCCGACGUCCCCUAGCUACAGCCCUACCAGCCCUACCAUCGGUCGUGCUGGUCAACAAUUCUCACCUACAUCGCCUACUUCUCCCAAGUUUACUCCUGCUUCGCCUGGAUGGUCUCCAACGAGUCCAAACCACUACUCGCCGACGUCUCCUCGCUUCCCUGGCUCGCCGGGCUAUAGCCCAACUUCCCCCAAGUACAGUCCAUCGUGA